Oppiella nova is the source of this 939-nucleotide messenger RNA. The record is from the annotation of a GenBank genome assembly. NCBI's taxonomy places the organism in Eukaryota, Metazoa, Arthropoda, Arachnida, Sarcoptiformes, Oppiidae.
CGGCUUAUAAUAUACUUGUGGCUCAAAUACAAAGCCAGUCAAUUUAAAUGGUGUGGUGGACCUCAUACCUGGGCAGUAAUCACCGGGUGCACUGAGGGUAUAGGCCUGGCCUACGCUAACCAACUGGCCGCUAAAGGAUACAAUCUAUUGCUUAUAAGUCGUAAUCACGAAAAACUGCAAAAAGUCAAACGCGAUAUCCAGGACCAGGUGAGGGCCGCUCGCAAAGUGCGUACACUCGCCAUCGACUUCAACGACAUAUCACAAGAAACAUACGACACGAUAGAGUCCGAGUUGGACGGCUUGGAUGAGAUCCAUGUGCUGGUCAACAAUGUGGGCACUAAUUACCCACACGAGAGACCUGAAUAUAUGACCAAGUUACCUAAUUUGAAUCACGUUAUCAUGAGCCUCAUUAAUGUCAAUAUAGUCUCGUGUACCAGACUUACGGCACUAGUAUUGCCGCGUAUGGAGCGCAGGGGUCGGGGAGUCAUCAUAAAUCUCUCCUCAUUCUCGGCCCUAUACCCCGUCCCACUCCUGUCCCUAUACUCAGCCACCAAAGUAUACGUGGACUACAUGUCGCGCGCGUUGCAGGAGGAGUACCGGAGCUCCGGUAUUAUCAUACAGUCGGUGAUGCCGUUCUACGUGUCCACGCGAAUGACCUAUCAUAUGGAGCCCCGGUUUUACGCGCCUACCCCUCACAUAUUUGUGAAGCAAGCUCUGAAGACAGUGGGUCAGGAGGACAGGACGGGUGGCUUUUUUGUACAUAGAGUGUGGAGUUUGUUUUACUUCUGGGUCGGAGUGUUCUCGCGGUUUAUUGGUAUUGAUGUCCACAUUAAGAUGACAUACCAUAGACUCAAACGGAUUAGGACCAGAAUAUUAGACAAGGUAGAUGAAGAUGUGGGAAAUGGUAGUGCCGUUCCCCUCAAUGGCAGUACAUUUACC